AACAGGGCUUGGUUCUGUGAGUUCUGAUCCACAUCCUAGCUCAGACUGCGACUGGAGAGAGACGCUUGCAGGAGGCAUCUCAGGAGCAUCACUUCCACUGAUCUUAUGUUGGACUCAACGAUUAUACUCUAGCUACUAAAACCACUGUAACAACAAAGGAAAGGACAACAAAAUGGGACAUUCCGCAAUUCAAAUUUUGCUGGCUGCGAUGUCCUUUUACGCGUGUGGAAGCGUCGAGGGCCUGGCGAUGAGCGAGGUGAAUGGGCCCGGCCUUCAGGUGGCAGAACCGCAGAUUGCAAGGUUCUGUGGCCGUCAGCUCCUGCAUAUGAACCUGCAGACGGGCCAGUGGGAGCCGGAUCCUCAGGGCCGCAAGGACUGCUUCAAAGAUCCCAGUGAAAUUCUGUCUUACUGUCAGGAGAUGUACCCAGCGCUUUCGAUCUCCCACGUAGAGGAGGCAAAAAGUCCUGUGACCAUCCCUUACUGGUGUAAGAAAGGCUGGAGCCACUGUCAGACACGCCCGUUCAUAGUGGUGCCCUUUCGUUGCCUAGAGGGUGAAUAUGUGAGCGAGGCCCUGCUGGUUCCAGACCGAUGCCGUUUCCUGCACCAGGAGCAGAUGGAUGCGUGUGAGAGUUAUGUAUACUGGCACAACAUUGCCAAGGAGGCGUGCACUGCAGACAACCUGGAGCUCCACAGCUAUGGGAUGCUUUUGCCUUGUGGAGAAAAUUUCCGUGGGGUGGAGUAUGUGUGCUGCCCAGGUCGAAGCAGUUCCAGCAGUAAAGCAGAACUCGAGGAGAGAGAACUCCUCACUGGCCACCAGACUUCCCAGAAUGGUGGAACACUCAAUUCAGUCAUCAAGGUGACAGCACCCACCCCAAGCCCUUCCCCUGACCAGGAUUUGUAUGAGACAGACAUGGAGGAAGAGGAUGAUGAGGUGGUAGAGGAAGAUGAUGAGGAGGAAGAGGAAGAUGAGGAUGAGGUUGAUGAGGAACCGGUGGAGGUGGAGGAUGAGGAGGAGCCAAUAGCUGUGAGAAACUCAGAGAAGUAUGAAUACCCCAUUGACUCCGGUCCCUACCAGACCUCUGACUAUGUGGACUCCUACGAAAAAAGCUACAAGCCCACAACCUCGGCCCCACUGAAAGGAGACAUCGUCACUACCCCCCGGCCCACAGAUGGUGUCGAUGUUUAUUUUGAGCGGCCAAUCGAUGACACAGAGCACGCCAACUUCCUGCAUGCCAAAACAGACCUGGAGGAGCGGCGAAUGAAGCGCAUCAAUAAGAUCAUGAAAGAGUGGGCAGAGGCAGACAACAAGUCAAAGAAUCUGCCUAAAUCACAACAGCAAGCCCUGAAUGAGCACUUCCAGUCUGUGCUGCAGACUCUGGAGGAGCAAGUGGCUGGCGAGAGACAGAGGCUGGUCGAGACUCACCUGGCCAGAGUGGAGUCCAUUCUCAACAACAACCGCCGCCUGGCCCUGGAGAACUACCUGACUGCCGUACAGUCUGACGAGCCACAGCCAGAGCGUGUGCUGCAGGCUCUGAAGCGAUACAUGGCGGCCGAACAGAAGGACCGCAGACACACACUCAGGCACUACCAGCACAUUGUGGCCGUCGACCCACAGAAGGCUGAGCAGAUGAAAUUCCAGGUGUACACACAUCUGCAUGUGAUCGAAGAGAGGAUGAACCAGAGUCUGGCGCUGCUCUACAAGGAUCCUAUCUUGGCCGAAGAGCUACAUGAUGACAUCCAAGAGCUGGUGCGUGCAGAGCGGGGGGACAUCAGUGAGCUCAUGACCACCUCCUUCUCUGAGACCCACACCACGGAGGAGCUUCUGCCUGCCGAGAGCGAGGAGGAGAAGGAUGACGAGGAAGAAGAGGAGAGAGAAUUCCAGAACAGGCCUUAUCCUCCCCGCGUUGAACUCCAGUCUAAUAAGAAAGAUGAAUAUGAUUAUAGCACAUCAGAGAGGGGUCCUACUUACGAAUACGAGGAGAAGGUAAAGAUCAACACCUCUGUGGAACUCAAGCAGUUGGUCUACAAGCCUGACGAGAUCGAGAGAGAUGAACUGCAACCUGACGCCUUGGAGACGUUCAACCGCGGCGCCAUGGUUGGCUUGCUGGUGGUGGCUGUGGCUAUCGCCAUGGUGAUGGUCAUCAGUCUGUUGCUGGUGCGCAGGAAGCCGUACGGCACCAUCAGCCAUGGCAUCGUAGAGCAGGUCGACCCCAUGCUGACCCCGGAAGAACGACAGCUCACCAAAAUGCAAAACCACGGCUACGAGAACCCCACUUACAAAUUCUUUGAGCAGAUGAACUGAGUUCCCACGGGGCCGUCAGCAAGUCGACCACCGCCGGUUACGUCCCGUCGUCAAGGCGGUGGUAGUGGUGCGCCAACCCCUCCACCACCUGUGAUGGAUUUACAACAUUGAGAAAAUAUCACUUAUCUGGAUAAGCUCGCUCUUUAUUCCAUAGAACAUCGUAAAUGACCAACAACGUGAGUCAUCAUUAGCAAAAUGUGAAUGAACAAUUCCACACCUGUAAUCUUCAUUGGAUUAGAUCCUGCUGCAUAAUGUAGGAAAUGCUCCCAUCCGACCAUCCGAGUGGCAUGACAUGACCAACCCACACACUAGAAGCCGAACGGUGCAUAAUGCUUUAUAAUCCUUCUUUUGACAUACUGUAGUCCAUUUCACUUAGAUCAUAGUGUGUAGACGAGUGUAAUAGGCAACCUGCUCAUUCUCAUUAGAACACCACAAAUGACCAAGAAUAAACUACAAUGUUUAACUCCACCAUAAAGCAGAACAUUAAAAACCUCCGAGAAUCAGCCCUCAAUAGUUGCUGUGAAUAAAUUGGCAAACACGCACCAGCUAUCCCAUUUAGCUUAGUUGCCGGAUUUGUUCAAUUGAUUUGUACUGCUACCUAAAUAACCUUAAAACACAAUAAACUACCGUUAGUUCGAAGCAUGACAAGUCAGUCGGUGUAUGAAGCUGCUGUAAUUCUUUGCGUUGUUCCCGUCACUGCUCCGUUCCGAACGGAAACUGUAAAUAACGUGGGAAGUACAUCCUCCUUGUCGUUGGUGUGUAAUGGAAUUAGCCCAUCCACCUAGUAGUUCAUUGUGCUGUAACGAGAAGGACAAACAUUUUCCUUACAUGGCUGAUUGAAAACGGACUGUUGUAAAAAAAAAAAAAAAAAAAACAGCACAAGACGACACAGUAACUUAUUUCUGAAUGUAUUUAGGGUAGAUGUUGAGAUUCCAUUCCCUUACUUAUUUGUUCAUUUAUUUAUUUUCACCCAGAGUAGUGAGGUUUAGGACAUGCCUGAUGCUCCUGUCAUCACAUGUAGCUCAUUAGUCGUACAUUGGGUUGGAAAGCAAAGGAAGCCGGAGGUGUAAAAUACUCUAGAAUGCAGUAUAUUUGUGUCAGUGUGUGUAUUCAAUCCUAAAAACACAGCACACUUAGAUAUAAGUCUUGAUAAUAUGUCUUUUAAAUCUGAUAGUCUUGACAUCUGUGGACUGAACAACACAGCAUUAGCACUAUAGAUGCUUUAAGAAGUUCUUUUCCUCGUUAGUUGUGUAUGUCAUUUUAUUAUAACGCCACUUGAGUAAAUUGAAGAGGGCAGGAAGUGGAGAUAGUAAAUAAUAUGCUUUGUUUUUUCAAAAACACACCAUGAGUAAGAAUUGUGUGUUUUAUGAGGCGGGCUGCGGUUGUGUUAGGACAGGUCGCAGCCUUUGUAUAAUUUGUACAGCUAUGUUAGUGAAUGACAACGUGGUAUGUUCACAGUUUAAGUACGUCAAUCUUGCCAUGAUACUAAUACGAAUCAUAGAUGAGAAUAAGCUUGCCUGUUUUUUGCUUUUAUUUUUUUUUCAUCAUCGCAAAAAAACUAAGGGUUCCCCACUACGAAGGACUGUUAGGGCAACACUGAAGAAGUGGUAUUAAAGUGCUGUUUAAUUUAAUACUACUACUUUACUCUCGUACAUUUACGUCUUUUUCCCCUCAUAAUAGUAAUUAUGUUACCAGAAACAAGUCGGAAUUACUAGGAAGUAAAGAAGUAAUAUUACGUUACUGCUAUAUUAGAAAAAAAAGUACAUUUUUAACUAAAAAAGUUGUAAUCUUACCAGAAAAAUGUUGCAAAUGUCAAAAAUCCCGAACAAAUCCAAGUUUACUCUCUGUCUCUCUGUAGCAACCUGCCAUAUAUUUACUGAUUAGUUUAAUUAAAUAGGAGCCUCAUUUAUGAUUACAUGAACAAACAAGAAAAGAUGGGAUUUCAGUGUGUGUUUCUUUUUCAGGAGCAGACACUUGAAACAUUUGUACAAUGACAUGAAACUGUUCAUAACAAUUGGCUGGCGACCACCCAGGUUGUACCCUGCCUCUCUCCCGAAUUCAGCUGGGAUAGCCUCCAGCAUGGAGUACGGGAACACCUGCAGGUGUUCCCAAACUUUUGGAGGGGAGUGUACCCGCGACCCACGUGAGGACAAGCGGUGUUCAUAAUAAAUCACGGUACACAUUUAUGAUAAAUGUAAUUUUCAGACUUUAUUCCCUUUGGAUUUUUGCUAAAAAAAUACUGCUUUAUUUUCAUAUUUCUUCUUUGUAAUAUUACAACUUUAUUCUAGUAGUCAUUUUUUCAGUGUGUCCCGAAUACUCCUUCAUACCCUACCAGCAUUUAGCAGAUGUAGAAAGGUAUGUAAUGCCGUUACCCCCACUUCACCUUUAUAUGUUAGUCCUCUGUUCCAAUUUUCAUCAAUCUGGUUCUAUCAAUCCUAUUUAAAAAUGCAAAACCAUGUGAAAUAAUAAUAAUUUUAAAAAAAAAAUCAUUGCUGCAUUAUUGCCUUUUACAAUGCUGUGUUUUGGAUGUAAUUAUAUUGUAUUUUUUAUUUAUACUGUACUUAAUAAUCAGUUGGAUCAAGGGUCAUAUGCUUUUCACGUGUAAUUUUAGGAGCUUGUAUAGUACAACGAUGACAUGUUUCAUAUAAAUGUGAACUAUAGUCAGGUGUAUAUACAGCCUCUGACUAAUUGACAGCGUCUGGCACUAAGCACAAUACAACCAAAUGACUCUGUCUGAGCCAGGGAUGGGCAUUCGACUACAUUUCCUUGACCCAACAAUCAAUUAAUUUAUUAUGUUUUUAAAUGAAAUUCUUAAUGGAACGUGAGAGUAUCUCUGCGAAUGUUCUGAAGUCCUGUUUUGACAGCAGUCUGAGCAGAAUGACGCUGCGAGAAUGUAGCUCAAGUGUAGUUGACAUGAUGAGUUUAGACUGGAUCAGCAGCACCUCUGCUGGUUACAAUCAUGUAGUACACUUCAUUUAGCCUCAAUUGCUUCAAGACACAAAAAAUCAAUAAACAAUCUGUCUAUCGAUCUUGCCCAUCCCUGGUUUGCACGGAUUUGUAAAUGUAAGACACUGGUUCUGUACCACCUCUGAUAGUAGUAGUUAGUUUGUUUUUCCAUCUGGACAUUAACUAAAGCCAUGCACCAAAAAGAAGCUGAUAUUCAAAUUGGGAAAAAGUUGUUCUCUGUUGUGUAAAUGUACUUGCAAGCAAUCCGAGGCUGUAAAACCCUCCACGCUAAAUGAUAGUGUAAUAAAAAAAAAAGAAAAAAGAAUGACCCAUUAAAA
Messenger RNA from Dunckerocampus dactyliophorus (ringed pipefish), 5586 nucleotides. RefSeq names its product amyloid beta (A4) precursor-like protein 1 (gene aplp1). Gene Ontology annotation, molecular function: transition metal ion binding; alpha-2A adrenergic receptor binding; alpha-2C adrenergic receptor binding. Gene Ontology annotation, biological process: central nervous system development; axonogenesis. NCBI's taxonomy places the organism in Eukaryota, Metazoa, Chordata, Actinopteri, Syngnathiformes, Syngnathidae. The record is from RefSeq and is a predicted model, not a curated record. Bases 173 to 2302 code for a protein of 709 amino acids. The transcript has 17 exons. Gene Ontology annotation, cellular component: plasma membrane; Golgi apparatus.